AUGAAUGAGAAAAAUAUAAAAGAAAAAUUAAAUGUCUCAAUUAAUCAUUUAAACAAGAGAAAGCUAAAAUUUGAGAUAAAAAUAUUUCCUAUAGAAAAAACAGUUUAUGAGAUAUUUAAUAUUUUUUCAAAAAGGAUGAAGAAGAAAUUAAAACUAACCUUGAUAAAAUUAAAAAGAAAGAAAAAGAAAUGUGAUAAGUGUUCAGAACAAAUCGAUACAUUCAACCCUUUUCUUACGUAUGAUAUAGAUGUCUACUGUUCCAAAUGUUACACGAUAAAGAAUUUUUCAGCAUUCUCAAAUGAAUUAUAUAAAAAUGUUAACUCAGAUGAUUUUUUGAAUUUUUCCCCACUUUAUCAGCAUUAUUAUAAUGUAAAUAACUUAGAAAUACAAAACAAAAAUAUUCUCGAAAAUGAUAUAAACACUCACUUUACAAUUUCGGUAUUAGCAAAAAAUUUAAGAUGGAGUUGCUGUACUCCACAUAACACUUAUGACGAAUUUCUAGAAUUUACAUUGAAUAGUCAAGAAUCGAAAGAAAGAAGUAUUAUGAAUGAAGAUAUACUAAGGAAAAGAAAAGUAAAAGAGGCAUUAUUAACACAUAUUACCAAUGACAAAAAAAAGAAAAAAAGGGUGAUCAAAUAG
Plasmodium malariae is the source of this 639-nucleotide messenger RNA. RefSeq names its product conserved Plasmodium protein, unknown function. The coding region runs from base 1 to 639 and encodes 212 amino acids. NCBI's taxonomy places the organism in Eukaryota, Apicomplexa, Aconoidasida, Haemosporida, Plasmodiidae. The record is from RefSeq and is a predicted model, not a curated record. The transcript has 3 exons.